GCUGCGAAAACGUGAGGCAGGGACACACGUACGUACAGGCGCGCGCGCCAACCACCUCCCAAACGCUGACAUGCUGUCCCCUCUUUAACUCGCCCGCACUUUCCGUAUUCUCCGAGUGACCCCAACUCUAGCUAGCCAUGCCCAGAGCCGAGCAAAGAAGAAGAAGCUGGCUCACAUGGCGCGUAGAUAGCCAAACCUCCCCAACCACCGCGGCCGCGCAAUAGAAAACCGCCUCCCUCCCUCCAUUAUCCAAUUUAUCCACUCCCUACAACACGACGACGACGGCGACGACGAGUACUACGAUGAUGUUCUAGGUAGACCGAUCGAGCUGGUUGACGACGCCAUUUUGUGUUCUUGGAUUUAUUGGAUGAGAUCGAGCUGCUGCAUUGUCAUGGCGGGAAGGUUUCUUCUCGGCGGCCGGGAGAUCGUCAGGACGGGGGAUGAUGGCCCGUUGGAUGAUGGUCCUGCCGUGGCGCCGGCGGCGGGGUCGUCGGCGCCGGCGACGUCUGCGGCGGCGGCGAGGGUGACGCCGGCGGUGCUGUUCAUCACGGUGGUGCUGGCGGUGGUGCUGCUGGCGUCGGGGCUGCUGCACGUGCUGCGGCGGCUGUUCCUCAAGAGCCACCGCGCCAACGCCAGCGCCGAGGCGGUGGAGCGCCAGCUGCAGCAGCUCUUCAGCCUCCACGAGGACGGCGCCGGCGGCGCGGGGCCGGGGCUCGAUCAGGCCGCCAUCGACGCGCUGCCGGCGUUCACCUACGCCGAGCUGCUCGCCGGCGCCGCCGCGCCCAAUGGCGGCGGCGGGAACGGGAAGAGGCAGUUCGACUGCGCCGUCUGCCUCUGCGAGUUCGACGGCGGCGACCGCCUCCGCCUCCUCCCGCUCUGCGGCCACGCCUUCCACGCCGCCUGCAUCGACACCUGGCUCCGCUCCAGCUCCACCUGCCCGCUCUGCCGCGCCGCGCUCUCCGCCCGCGCCCUCGCCGCCCUCGCCGCCGCCGCCGCGGACACCCCCGCCGCCGCGCAACACCGCCAGCCCGACGUCGAGGACCAGAAGCUGGACCACCACCACCCGCCGCCGCCGUCCGACGAGCCCGCGACCAGCUUCGUGCUCUCCGUCAGGCUCGGCCGGUUCAAGAACACGCAGCGCAGCGACGGCGACGCCGACGCGAGCGGCGGCGGCAGCCGCUGCAUCGACGCGCGGCGGUGCUACUCCAUGGGCUCGUACCAGUACGUGCUCGCCGACGACAACCUGCUGAUCUCCGUGCACUGGCGCCCCGGCGAUGGCAUUAGCGCCGCCACCGCCGCCGCCGCCGCGGGCGCCAAUGUCGCCACGGCGCGCACUGGCAUUAAGCAGGGCGGCGGCGGCGGAGGCGGCAAGAAGGUGUUCGGCCGAGGCGACAGCUUCUCGAUGUCCAAGAUCUGGCAGUGGCGCGGCGGCGACAGGAGGCUCCCAGUCCUCCACUCCGACGCCUCGCCGCCGGCGGACGACGGCUUGCCGUGGGCGACGGCGGCGGCGGCGAGCACGCGAACGAGGCAAGAAAGCGACACCUGAUAGAUACAGCUACCAACACACACACACACACACACACACACACACACACACAAAGAUGUAUGCUUUCUUGUGCCUUUUGUUAGUGGUUAGCAAUAAGCAUUUCUUGAUAAUAGAGUUUUGCUGAUAAUUAAUUAAUCAAAUCACCUAUGUAUAAUCAAGCCAUGUUUUUCUUCAUCAUGUUUUUUUCUAAUUUCUUUUGAUCCUUUUUUUUUCUCUCCUCAUCUUUUUCACUGUACAAUAUACCACCAUCACAACUGACAUCCAGUUUGCUACAUAUAUAACCAAUAAUUUCUGUACUCUUAUCUGAAUAUUCUUGUGCUUAAUCAAUCUCAUAAUGAACUUGCAUUACUUUGCUUUGUACCAUUGGCCUAGGCCUUAGUCCCAAAGCCAAGGUUACUGUUUAACACUAACACUAAUGUCUCAUUCCGAGUACCAGCAACGCAGUGGCAAGGUGACAGGUGUCUGCUGUUGUUGCAUGUGUCCUCUCACUUGUGCAAUUGCAAUGUCUCUGUUCACACUUAACUCUAGGAUUGGUACUUGUAACUUUCAUAAUUUUAAUUAGGCAGUUGAAACUUAUGUGAUGAUCAGCCUCCUGAUAUGUGCCCCCUGAGAUUGUUAUAUUUUGAUUGCUGAAGUAUAAGUAAAUUGGCUAUAGUUUUCCAUCAGCUUAAGCUUUUGGAGCAAACUUGGUUGGUCGGGCUCCUUCGCUGAUGUGCUUCCCUAUCAAUUAUUGGGAACCUUGUUAAAAAAAUUAUCGGUGUUGAGGAAUUUUUUUUUCACCGUCGAUUGGGUUUGAGGAUGUCGCUGACUUUGUUAUUGAAUUAUUAUGGUUAAACUGGCUUAGUGCACGUAUCUCAAUAAGAUCAGUUAAACAAAAAGAAUUAUUUGACCCACUCUGUUACAUGUCCAAGGCUUGAGACAAAGGGUCUGUGGCCAGGGUUCAUCAUUUCAGACCCCUCCGAUACGAUAUUAUUUCGGUCAAAAUUUUUAAAUUUUUCAUGAAUUUUGGUAAUAUUUGUUUAAAUUUAACUAAAUUUUGUUCUAAAUUCUAAAAAUUUCGCCAUAUCGGCACCGCCCGAUACAAACACCGAAAACGAAAAAUUUAACCUUUUCUGUGGCCUAUGGUGAAGGGUGGAUGGCAGGCUGAAAUGGAGACUCUCAACGGGUUUAAAUUGAUAGUUGAUGAGAGGUUGCUAAAUUGCUAGAUUCAUGUAUAGUACUUGUGAAUUGUGAUAACAAAUGAACUUUUUAUAUUAUCCUCUCUGCUGAUCUGCAUUUGUUAUAUGUACAUUGUGCAGUGACAGUCAGUGGAUCACACCUCGGGCAUGGUGAGCUAAUUAACUCUUCCUGAACUAUUAUAAUUUUGUUUUCUGUUUACUUAGCUACUACUGGAAGACUGACAGUUUACUUCCCUGCCUUAAUAUGACCAUUAACGGUCACUGGUUGUUCCAA
This is a messenger RNA of Oryza sativa Japonica Group (Japanese rice), 2998 nucleotides long. Its product is annotated as RING-H2 finger protein ATL46. Lineage: Eukaryota; Viridiplantae; Streptophyta; Magnoliopsida; Poales; Poaceae. Gene Ontology annotation, molecular function: ubiquitin protein ligase binding. The record is from RefSeq and is a predicted model, not a curated record.